GUGACCUUUGCCUUGACGGAGUGGUGCCCAUGGGGAGAGCCUCUGGUUGGAGUGAGUGUGGUAGGGGCAUAUGAUCUGCAAUGAAAGGGAUCAAACUUAUUGGUGGCUGUGCCAACACUGCUGUCUCAACAGUCCAGGAACAGUGAUUUUAAUGCAGAAGUUUACAAUCCUAUGGCAUUUCUGCCUUUGACCAUGCCUCAAGACAAGAGCCAGAUAAGGAGAAAUAUCAGUUUGGGGAGGUUGUUGCACCAGAGAAGAUGAGAAAUGGAUCUUUGCUGAUGAAAAUAUCGCAUGCCAACCAAUCCUGAGCACUUCAGGCCUGUGUCAAGGUUAGCAGAUAAAAAUGCUAGAACCUAUUAAACAUGUCCUCAACAGUCAAAGGAUUGUGUUGGCAAGUACAUCACCAAGACGUCAAGAGAUACUAAGCAGUAUAGGUUUAAAUUUUGAAAUUUGUGGCUCCAGGUAUGAGGAAAAUUUAGACCCAUCACAGUUUCCUGACCCCUCACAUUUUGUUUUGGAAACAGCUUACAAUAAAGUAAUGGAAGUAGUAGACCGAUUGAAAACAGAGACUAGGCCACCUGAUUUAAUAAUAGGUGCAGAUACAGUUGUUUCACUAGAUGGAAAAAUUUUUGGUAAACCAAAAACCAAAGAAAAUGCAUUUCAAACUCUUGAAAAGCUUAGUGGAAGACCACACACUGUGUACACAGGAAUAAUCCUAGUCAAAAAGGAUAAAGUUGUGAAAUUUUUUGAAAGCACCAAAGUUUACUUUGGUCAACUUACACCUGAGAUAAUCAGUGGCUACGUAAAAACAGGAGAGCCAAUGGAUAAAGCUGGAGGCUAUGGGAUUCAAGGUCUGGGAGGAAGUUUAAUUGAAAAAAUAGAAGGAGAUUAUUAUACGGUUAUGGGACUACCUUUGCAUUCAUUGUGUAAACACAUCCUUUCUCUUUAUAAAGAUGCAGAAGUUUCAUAGUAUAUAACCACUCUUUUGAGGUCAUUGCUUAUUUCACAUUGCCUGAGCCUAUGCAAGUGUAAGUGAUAUUUUAUAGAGUUGAUAUAUUUGAUGUACAAAUUUUUGCUGUUCAGCCAAUUGAUGUGAGUGAGUUUAUGAUUAUGAAGAACAAGAAUCACAACAAUACAUUUCUUCAGCACCUUCUUA
Molecule: messenger RNA, 1156 nt
Organism: Schistocerca piceifrons (Central American locust)
Lineage: Eukaryota; Metazoa; Arthropoda; Insecta; Orthoptera; Acrididae
Product: dTTP/UTP pyrophosphatase
Exons: 6
Coding region: 344-970 (208 amino acids)
Molecular function (GO): nucleoside triphosphate diphosphatase activity
Source: RefSeq, a predicted model, not a curated record